GUUUGUUGCGGCCGCAAAAAGAGAAGGAAGAAAAGAAAGCGAGGAAGAAGAAUGAUGACGAGUGCUGUCACAGUGUGCGUUGUUGCUGUGCGUUGUCGUCGUGGGUGGUGGUGGAUGUAUGUGGAUGUGCUUCCCUGCGUCAUCCACGAAGAGCGAGCACUUUUACCUCCGAUGACUGCUGGCAUGACUGUAUCCUCUCUCGCAUUUCGGUUCAAGACAGAAACGCGCACACGCAACUCACCUUGUUGCUCCUCCUCUGUUUUUUUCCGCACACAUUCGUAUUGUCACGGGCAGCCGCAACCCAAACAGCGCUUGACCACUGUCGACGACGUCGCACCUUUCAAGGAGAAGAGCAACAACAACAACAACAACAACAACAAAGAUGGCUCUGCGAAUGGCACUUCGGGCUGCACAGCGUGGUGUGCGCGGCGUUGCCCGCCCCAUGGCAGCCACAACGCUCAAGCAGCAGGCAGCUGCUCCGCUUGCGGUGCAGGCAGCCAAGCUGCACGCAGCCUCUGCAGUGCACACGCCCAUGGUCACCAAGCCCGCCCCUGUCUUCACGGGCCCCGCCCUUGUCAACGGCACUGAGUUCAAGGACAUCUCCCUCACCGACUACAAGGGCAAGUACGUUGUCCUCGUCUUCUAUCCCCUUGACUGGACGUUUGUGUGCCCAACGGAGAUUCUGGCAUUCAACGAUCGUGCAGAGGAGUUCCAGAAGCUUGGCUGUGAAGUGAUUGUCGCCUCCACAGACAGCCACUUCUCCCACCACGCCUGGGCCAACACCCCGCGCUCAGAGGGCGGGCUCGCGCCCAUGAAGAUCCCAAUGCUUGCUGACCUGACGCACCAGAUCAGCAAAGACUACGGCGUGUAUGUCGACUCUGACGGCUUUGACCUCCGCGGGCUGUUCAUCAUCGAUGGUAACGGCAUCCUGCGCCACAUCACCGUCAACGACCGCCCCGUCGGCCGCUCUGUUGACGAGACGCUGCGCCUGGUGGAGGCCUUCCAGUUCACGGACAAGCACGGCGAGGUGUGCCCUGCCGGCUGGACCCCUGGCGGUGACACCAUCAAGCCCGACGUCGAGGAGAAGAAGGAGUACUUCUCCAAGCACAGCAACUGAGCAGCCGCGCCGCGACUGGGCAGCGGUGUGGUGUGGCGUGACUGAGCGAAGUGUAUCACGCGCCAUCAUGUGAUGUGAUGUCACGCUGCCUCACCCUCCUCUGAUCGCCUUUCGUUUGCCAUCGCCACAGCCGCUUUGUGCUGUUGCUGAUCUGUUUGUUUCGUAUCACCGUCUCCAGUCCCCCUCCCCCCUCCUCUCCGAGCACGCUGCAUUCAACUUCCCCUAUCCCCUUCUCACUGUGCGCUGCUUGCGUGCGUUGCAUGCACGGUUGCGGUUGUGCUGGUUGGUUGUACUGGCACCAACGAAUGAAUGGGAAAGCCUACACUGUGAACGCAAACAAAACACAACACGUAAUUUCAAGC
Molecule: messenger RNA, 1479 nt
Organism: Salpingoeca rosetta
Lineage: Eukaryota; Choanoflagellata; Craspedida; Salpingoecidae
Product: natural killer cell enhancement factor
Exons: 4
Coding region: 383-1117 (244 amino acids)
Biological process (GO): cell redox homeostasis; hydrogen peroxide catabolic process; response to oxidative stress
Cellular component (GO): cytosol
Molecular function (GO): thioredoxin peroxidase activity
Source: RefSeq, a predicted model, not a curated record